AUGGACCAAAAAACAAAAGGUGUAUUUACUUCGAUUGCAUUUACUAAUUGGAAAAAGGCACUAGGUGAUAAUGGAAAAUUAAUGAAACAUUCUCGAUCACUAUAUCAUCUAAUGGCAAUUGACAACGACACAUUUCGACAUCAAGAAGGUUCUGUUCUGCAGCAAAUAGUUACGGUAAGUGAAACACAAAAGAAAGAAAAUAGAGAUCGUUUAAGUGAUUUACUUGAUUGCUGUUAUUUUCUCUUCAAAAAUGAAUUACCACAUACAACCAUGUACGAUCCAUUACUACAAUUGAUUGGUCGUCUUGAUCAUAGUUCUAAACUCGCCGACUUUUUUCAAAAUUGCAAGAAAAAUUCUACUUACAAUAGUACAACAUCGGUAACUGAAUUUCUUGAAUCUACCAAUGAAAUUUUAGAACAGAACAUUCUUAAUAAAAUUCGACAGUCAAGGUUUAUUAGCAUCAUGUCUGAUGAAGGAACUGAUAUUAAUAGACAUGGAAAUUUAUGUAUUUGCAUCAGAUACUGUGAUCAAAUGACUGGAGCACCAUGUGAAAGUUACGUAAGUUUAUUGCAUUUAAAAAAUAAAGAUGCAGAAUCUAUUUUUAAUUCUAUUGUAACGGAUUUACAAAAGAAAAACAUUAAUUUAAACAAAAUUCGCUUCGUCUCAUUUGACGGCGCUGCAGUCUUCAGUGGAAUACAUAAUGGUGUUGCAGCUAGAUUUCGUGAUGCAUUCAAUACAGCAAUAUUAUUUAUUUAUUGUCGAGCUCAUUUGUUACAACUAGCUGUAAUUUCUGCUGCUGAAGAUUCUCCUGAUGUUUCUAGAAGCUUAUCUGCACUUAAAUCAUUAGUUAAUUUUAUCAAUCGGUCAUCGGUAAGAUUAAUUUUAUUUGAAAAUAUUCAAGAUAUUUUUAGGAAUCAACAUAUUAAAUUGAUCCAACCCGGUGAUACACGUUGGCUUUCUAAUUCUUUAGCUAUUCGAUCUCUUUUACAAUCUUAUCAAUCAUUAUUAAUAACACUUGAAAGUAUUUAUAAUGAAAACAAUGAAGAUAGUGCGGAAGCACUAGGUCUCUACAAUAUUUUAUCGAAUGAAGGAACUGCAUUUAUUCUUCAUACACUUCAACCAAUAUUAGACACUUUAGCAACUUUAUCAAAAUCUAUUCAAACAAAAGCGGCUGAUUUCAAGCAAUUACAAGAUUUUUUAACAUCAACUCUCCUUCGACUUGAACAACUUAAAGACUACAAUUCUGAUGAUUAUGUUGCUAUAAUUGAAACUAUUCAAAAAUUAUCAUUAAAUUCUUCUACAAUUCGAAUUUCAAGAUCAUCAAUAUCAAAUUUAGAAUUAAAUGUCAGUGAAGUUUUUUCUACAAAAGUUCUUCCAUUCAUUGAAAAUGUUAUUAAUAAUAUUCAAUCUCGUUUCGAACAUAGUACUCUGAAUUUACUCAAUUGUUUUAUGAUAUUUGAUAUGGAAAAUUUGAACGAUAAUAAGGAUUAUGGUGAUGAGGAAAUACGUACCAUUCAACAGCAUUAUGCAAGUGACAUUGAUGAAUCUAUCAUUUAUGAAUGGAAAACAUUUCGUACAUAUUUAUUAGCAAAAAAAAAUGGUGGUAAACUUAUGACUCAGAGAGAAAUUUGUAUAAAGCUCGUACAAGAUGGUAUGUUAAAGGAAAUUUAUCCACAGUUAUCAUUAGCAGCAGAAAUCUUUCUGGUCGCCCCUAUCAGUACAGCUACAGUCGAAAGAAAUUUCUCAACAAUGAAUAGAAUUCUUACAAAAUUAAGAAACCAAUUAACAAUACAACAUGUUGAUCAAUUAAUGAGAAUUUCCAUUGAAGGUGAAGAUACUUUAAAUGAAGAAAUCAAAGAAGAAAUAAUCAAUUACUGGAAAAAACUAAAACCACGUCGAUUAGCUGUUUGA
Rotaria sp. Silwood1 is the source of this 1911-nucleotide messenger RNA. The record is from the annotation of a GenBank genome assembly. Lineage: Eukaryota; Metazoa; Rotifera; Eurotatoria; Philodinida; Philodinidae.